AUGAGUCAAAAAGUAGAACAUGAUAAGAUUGAAGAAGAUGAGGAGUCUCCGGUGGAGGAGGUUCGGCUAACGGUUCCUAAUACCGACGAUCCAACUCUUCCGGUUUAUACCUUCAGGAUGUGGUUUUUGGGGAUAAUAUCUUGCGUUUUGCUUUCAUUUCUCAAUACGUUUUUCGGUUAUAGAACUGAACCGCUUCUCAUCACAAUGGUGUCGGUUCAGGUUGCUACGCUUCCGAUUGGACGAUUUAUGGCCAAUGUGCUUCCGAAAUGGAAGGUUAGUAUUGGAUCGUGGACGUUUUCGCUUAAUCCCGGUCCAUUCAACGUGAAAGAGCAUGUUUUGAUUUCUAUAUUUGCUAAUGCUGGCUCUGGAUUCGGGAGUGGUGCGGCAUAUGCGGUUAGUAUUGUGGAUAUUAUUAAGGCAUUUUAUCACAGGGAAAUCACCUUCAUAGCUAGUUGGAUUCUCGUCAUCACUACUCAGGUUCUCGGCUAUGGUUGGGCCGGAUUGCUAAGACAGUACGUGGUGGAUCCUGCUCAUAUGUGGUGGCCUUCUACACUCGUUCAAGUUUCAUUGUUCAGGGCUCUUCAUGAAAAAGACAACAACCGAAUGACACGAGGAAAGUUCUUCAUGAUCGCACUAGUCUGUAGCUUCUCAUGGUAUAUUUUCCCAGGUUACCUCUUCCCAACAUUAUCAAACUUAUCAUUACUCUGUUGGGCAUUCUCAAAAAACGUAACCGCCCAGCAGCUUGGCUCCGGCAUGAGAGGACUUGGCCUCGGCUCAUUCACGCUCGAUUGGUCCGUCAUCGCUUCCUACCUGGGCAGCCCCCUCGUCUCCCCCUUCUCCACAAUUGCCAACGUUUUCGUUGGUUACGUUAUCCUAAUUUACGGUGCCAUUCCGAUUGCUUAUUGGGGAACAAACCUUUACAAUGCAAGGACUUUCCCCCUCUUCUCGUCUCAUCUCUUCACUUACGACGGCCAAUCCUAUGAUGUAAACUCUAUUGUUAACGACCAGUUUAAGAUUGACAUCCCGGCUUAUGAGAGACAGGGACAGCUCCACCUUAGCAUGUUCUUUGCUUUGAGUUAUGGCGUUGGCUUUGCUUCUGUUGUCGCUACCCUCACACACGUGGGUUUGUUCAAUGGCAAGGAGAUAUGGGGUAGAUUCAGAAAGACAUACGAAAAGAAGAUGGACAUUCACACGAGGUUAAUGAAAAACUACAAGGACGUACCUGGUUGGUGGUUCUACCUGGUUCUUGUGGUGGCAAUGGUUUUAGCGCUGUUUCUAUGUAUCUACAUGAAUGAUCAAGUUCAGAUGCCAUGGUGGGGACUUAUCCUUGCCUGUGGGCUCGCCCUCUCCUUCACCCUUCCCAUCAGCGUCAUCACCGCCACCACCAAUAUAACGCCAGGAUUGAAUGUGAUCACGGAGUACUUGAUGGGUGUUAUAUUGCCAGGGAAUCCCAUUGCAAACGUAUGUUUUAAGACAUAUGGUUACAUUAGCAUGAGCCAGGCCGUGUCUUUCCUGAAUGAUUUCAAGCUUGGGCAUUACAUGAAGAUUCCACCAAGGUCCAUGUUCUUAGUUCAGCUUAUUGGGACUGUGUUGGCUGGAACGAUAAACAUUGCAACGGCAUGGUGGCUAUUGACAACGGUGGAAAACAUAUGCCAAGACAACUUGCUUCCAGCAAACAGUCCUUGGACAUGCCCGGGGGAUAGGGUAUUCUACGACGCGUCUGUGAUCUGGGGGCUGGUGGGUCCAAUAAGGAUAUUCGGUAAAUCAGGAAACUAUAGCGCAUUGAACUGGUUUUUCCUUGGGGGAAUUCUGUCUCCUGCUCUGUUUUGGAUGCUUCACAAACUAUUCCCUAGUCAGAAAUGGAUAGAGAAAAUCAACCUACCCGUGAUCCUGGGCACUGUUGGGAUCAUGCCUCCGGCAACUACAUUGAAUUUCAACAGUUGGAUCGUAGUGGGGGCGGUUUUCCAGUUCUUUGUAUUUAGGUACAGGAAGAAGUGGUGGCAGAAGUACAAUUACGUAUUGUCGGCUGCAUUGGAUGCCGGAUUGGCUUUCAUGGGAGUGUUGCUUUACUUUACAUUGAGUAUGGAACAUAAAGGCCUCGACUGGUGGGGAACCGCCGGUGAACAUUGCGAUUUGGCUGACUGUCCAACUGCAAAAGGCAUUCACGUUGAUGGUUGCCCUUUCAUCCAACUUAAUUAG
Messenger RNA from Impatiens glandulifera, 2199 nucleotides. RefSeq names its product oligopeptide transporter 4-like. The coding region runs from base 1 to 2199 and encodes 732 amino acids. Gene Ontology annotation, molecular function: oligopeptide transmembrane transporter activity. Gene Ontology annotation, biological process: transmembrane transport. The record is from RefSeq and is a predicted model, not a curated record. The transcript has 6 exons. NCBI's taxonomy places the organism in Eukaryota, Viridiplantae, Streptophyta, Magnoliopsida, Ericales, Balsaminaceae.